Opisthorchis viverrini is the source of this 4545-nucleotide messenger RNA. RefSeq lists its product as hypothetical. The coding region runs from base 1 to 4215 and encodes 1404 amino acids. NCBI's taxonomy places the organism in Eukaryota, Metazoa, Platyhelminthes, Trematoda, Opisthorchiida, Opisthorchiidae. The transcript is spliced from 21 exons. The record is from RefSeq and is a predicted model, not a curated record. Gene Ontology annotation, cellular component: membrane. Gene Ontology annotation, molecular function: lipid carrier activity.
AUGCAAACCGUUUUAAGUAACCUGACUAGUUCUACUGAACAAUUCGAUGAGAACUCUUCUCUACUCUCCUUAUUGUCACUCUUCCUUUGCCUGUUUGGCACUGAUGCCAAAUGCAUUUGGUAUGGAAUAGCUGUCCAUUCGGAAGACCACCCGCGAUACAGGGCCUAUGAUGGACCUGGUCGGCCGCUCAACGAUGCAGAUGCUUUCAAAAUUUUGUCAAAGCUAUGUCCCAACUAUGCGUUAGCUCCGGACACACCACUUUGCUGUGACAAGGAGCAGCUGCAGUUCUUUCAGAACUCUUCCAAAGCAGCUUAUGAGUUACUUCGAAGGUGUCCGGCAUGCUGGGCUAAUUUUCGUCUACUCUUCUGUGCCAUGACUUGUGACCCGGAACAGGCUAACUUUCUCAAUCCGACCAUCGUAGACAAUUAUGUCGAAUCAGUAGCGUUCAACUUGACAAAUUCGGUCGCCAACACAUUUUUCAAUAGUUGCAAGGAUGUCCAAUUUCCCGGUGGACAUGCCAUUGAUUCAAUCUGUGGGACAACUUCCUGCACACCAGAACUUUUGCUGAAAGGCCUUGGGGGUAGUCAAAGUCCAUUUCCAGUGGAAUACGACAUUGUUGCGGAUGGAGAGAAGGCAUUUGAUCAACAGUUUUACUUCUGCAACGCGACGGUUCCCAGGCGUCACCUGGAUUCAGGCGGUCCAGCUUGUUCAUGCCUAGACUGCGAGAGCUCGUGCGUUCCGCCUCCAGAACCACCCGCGCCCACUCCCAUACCGAAAGUAUUUGGUUUUGAUGUGUGGUGGGUGGCGGCCUUUUUCACUUUCCUGGUGUUGGUCCUCGUGUUCGUCGUGGUCCAGGUUGUCUUGUAUUUCUGUGAGAAACGUCGUCGGGGCGAAUUGCAAUCUGGCAGUUGGCCUGAAGAUAAGGAAGACCGACGCAGAACGCAGGAAGGACCGUCCGAAGCCGGUUCACCCAAAUGUCUGCUGCGGUUGCAGACGAAAUUGGAAUGUUGGAUGUCUCGGGGCUUCAGUCUUCUUGGUCAGACGGUGGCUCGGCACCCGUACAUCACUCUUUUGUUAUCACUGUUAAUCUCCGGGGCGUUAUGUGCUGGACUCACGAAAUUCGACGUCACCACCAACCCUGUGGAGCUUUGGUCUGGCCCAGAGUCCCGCUCGCGGCAGGAGAAGAACCAUUUCGACCAAAAUUUUGCACCGUUCUACCGAACCGAACAGAUCAUCAUUCGUCCGAAAAAUCAGUCGAACUUUACUCAUGCCGGACUGUAUCCUGCUGCAGACGACGCCAUUUUCGGACCAGCACUGAGAAAAGAGUUUCUUGAUAAGGUUUUGGAGCUUCAGCUGGAACUCAAAGAUUUCAAAGUCUAUUCCUCAGAAUUUCGCCAAAAUAUCAGCUUGGCGGACAUUUGCUUCAAGCCGCUAGAGCCGGACAAUCUGAAUUGUGCCAUCACCAGUCCUCUUGAAUACUUCCAGGGUGACCCUGUGGUUUUCAACUAUACGAUGGAAGAAUGGGGCGUAGUUGUGGCGGACUAUAUGGACCAUAUGAUGUUUUGCGCACACUCUCCGGUCUCGAUUGGAGGUUCCUUCCCCAACACUUCCGUGAGUUGUCUCGGUGCCUCCGGUAUGCCUAUCCUACCCGCUCUGGCUUUCGGUGGAUUCAAUGGUACUUUCUACAAUGGAUCGACAUCUGUUGUUCUGACAUUUGUGGUGAAUAAUCAUCCGAAUCCUCGAUCCGAUUUCGUCCGGAAAGCAGAGACUUGGGAAGCGGAAUUCCUCAAGCGAGUGAAAAAAUGGGCAAAAGAGAAUGAGGAUCUCGUCGAAGUGUUUUACCAAGCUGAGCGGUCUGUCGAGGAUGAGAUCAACCGCCAGUCAGAUGCUGAUGUUUUUACCGUGGGGAUCAGUUACCUGGUCAUGUUCGUCUACGUCAGCAUUUUCUUGGCAUCCUACCGAAGUUGUCGGACGGUUUUUGUGGAUCUUCGAGUCACUCUGGGUCUUGGCGGCGUCCUCAUCGUCAUCCUCUCGGUUGUGGCCUCAGUUGGCCUGUGGAGCUACGCGGGAAAACCCGCGACGCUGAUCAUCAUCGAGGUGAUCCCGUUUUUGGUCUUAGCUGUCGGAGUGGACAACAUCUUCAUUCUAGUUCAUGAUUUCGAAUUUGACGAGCUAGAUGCAGACAAGCUGUUGCGAAUCGAAGCGCUUCGGGUCAGUUCUGUUCGUCUGAACCGGUCAGGCGUUCGUCACAACGGACAACCUGUUGUAAGUGAAGAUGUUGUCAUCGCAUCCACGAGUGAAAUGGCUCCGACGAUCAAAGGCUUGGUUGAAGCCCGGAUGUCUCGUACCCUGGGUCGCGUUGGACCGUCUUUGCUGCUGUCUAGUUUGACGGAGUCGGUGGCGUUUUUCUUUGGCUCACUCACCAGCAUGCCUGCCGUGCGGGUGUUCGCUCUGUAUGCGGGCGUUGCAAUUUUGUUCAAUUUGCUCCUUCAACUGUUCGCCUUCGUCGCUCUGUUCACACUGGACGCCCGGAGACGUGCGGCCAACCGAUUUGAUGUCUUCUGUUGCUGUGGUCUAAAAGACCCUGCGGAAUCCGUGAACCAUGUGAGGAAUGACCAAACUGAUGACUAUCCGGACAGAUUCGAACGCCGUGUGAGCGAAGUCGAUUCGGUAUCGCUCGACUCGAGUGCACUGGACGACGUGCAGCUUACCAAUACCGACUCGCCCAACCUCGGUGAACAUGAAUCCCAUUCGACACCCUGGCUGUACCGGUUCAUCGCCAACGUACUCACCCCGUUCGUCCUUUCUCGGUGGGUUCGUCCAAUCGUUUUUGUGAUCAGUCUUGCUUGGAUCUGCUUCUGUGUUGCCAUUAUCCCGAACGGAAUGCAUCUCGGCUUAGAUCAGCGCCUCUCUAUGCCAACUGACUCCUACAUGCUGAAAUAUUUCAAUGCCCUGUCCGAAGAUCUCCGUAUCGGUCCGCCGCUCUACUUUGUGGUGACCGAAGGACAUGUGUACAAUCGGACUGAGGGUCAAAACGAGGUUUGUGGCGGCGUCGGCUGUCCGCAAUCUUCGUUGAUGGGAAAAGUCAGUGACGCGUCGAAAAUGGCCUCCUACUCGUGGAUCGCACAACCACCAUCUUCUUGGAUCGAUGAUUAUUUUGAUUGGGUCGAUCCCGAUGGUUCUCCGAUGUGCUGUCGUGUUUUCCGAAAUAGCACAGAUCUGUGCCCGGCCAGUGAACCUCAGUCGAACUGUGUCACCUGUCCAGUUGAGCUGGUCGACGGUCGUCCGAAUGAGGCUGAUUUCAAUCACUACUUACCUGGUUUCCUCGAGCAAAAUCCCACAAUGGACUGUCCAAAAGGUGGUCGAGCACCCUAUCGUGUCGCGGUUCCACUCGAUACUCAAAAUCAAACCAGUUCCACCUACUUCAUGACCUAUCAUUCGGUGUUGAGUCAACCGGAUGAUUUUAUCAACGCUCUCCGCGGCGCUCGUCGUGUGGCCGAUGAGAUUAAUCAGGAAUGGCGAGCAAACAACUCCGAUCCGGUGGACUCGAAAACCCCCCCACGCAACUCUGUUUACGCUUAUAGCGUCUUCUACGUUUUCUACGAGCAAUACGUGACCAUCGUCAACGAGGCACUCAUCCAAGUCGGCGCUUGUCUGUUGGCCAUCACCGUCGUCACAUUUCUUCUUUUGGGUCUGAAUCUGAUCGCCACUCUUAUGGUCGUGCUUGGUGUGGUCUUCAUUGUACUCAGUAUGCUGGCGCUCAUGGUUUUGUGGCAUAUCGAUCUAAACGCAUUGUCACUGGUCAACUUGGUCGUGACCAUCGGGAUCGGUGUGGAGUUUUGCGCCCAUAUUGUGCGUGCGUUCACUGUGAGCCUCGAACCGACCCGACUGGAACGUGCCAGAAGCGCGUUGACCGACAUGGGAAGUUCGAUCCUCCGUGGUAUCACUCUCACGAAACUUGGUGGGAUCGUGAUUCUUGCUUUCUCCAAGUCGCGACUAUUCCAGGUGUUCUACUUCCGCAUGUAUCUGGGCAUCAUUGUUUUCGGUGCGAUCACCGGUCUCAUUGUUUUGCCCGUUCUUAUGAGUUACUUCGGUCCCGGACUGAACAAAGCGGUUGCCGCCAAACACAAACGACAUCUGCACGAAGUGGAUUUACUCGAACACCUGCCUCCAAUCACGAUCGAUGUACCACGCACUAUUACUGUUCUCAAUUAGGUGCUCGGCUGAGCACACCGGACUUUUCGCCCCCUCGCCCCCCGUCAUUUUUAACCACUAUUUUCCUUCAUUCGUUGUACUUUUCGCGAUACUUUUGCAACAUAUGAAUAUCCGUGUGUUUUUCCUCUCUCUCACUUACCUCAGUCAUCAAAAUUCAUGAUUGUGAUUCGCAUGGAGAUGAUGUCUCCAUCUUUUCUGCUCCUCACUUUGAUUCGAUGGAUUUCCCAUAGUGUGUCAUUGAAAGCAUAAUUCUUCUCUUUUUGUGUCUGAUAUCGCUACUCAGAUAAAGCUCCCUCCACAGCGUCGUACUGAUUUUUUCCCGCGUGGUGA